Messenger RNA from Leguminivora glycinivorella, 2747 nucleotides. It is a transcript of the gene Lrt, whose product is annotated as leucine-rich repeat-containing protein 15. Gene Ontology annotation, molecular function: voltage-gated potassium channel activity; potassium channel activator activity; transmembrane transporter binding. The transcript is spliced from 16 exons. Gene Ontology annotation, cellular component: voltage-gated potassium channel complex. Lineage: Eukaryota; Metazoa; Arthropoda; Insecta; Lepidoptera; Tortricidae. The coding region runs from base 378 to 2747 and encodes 789 amino acids. The record is from RefSeq and is a predicted model, not a curated record.
UCUGCCCGUUUUAUUAAGCAGAUAUAUUACGCAAAUAAUUGAGUUUGGGAGCCGGUCCGCGCCUACGCUUCAAAAAUCGCGGGGGCGAUCGGAGGCUUCGGCGCGUGCUCAAACGCGCAAGCGCACCGUGCUAUACACACGCGUCAUUUAAAAAAUAAAAACCGAAAAAAAAACGAACGAACGUGUGAACCUUUCUUUAAAGUGCCAGUUAAAAAGUGCGCGUGAUUUGACAGUUCAAAUUUCGAACUCGAAUGAACUAGUGCUGGAGUCGGCGAUAGUUAUCGAUGUUUUAGUUUAUGAAUGGAGUGUAGGAAGUGACGUCAUGAAUAGUGUUGUGACUGUGUGGAUGACAAUGAGCGAUCAUUAGAGCGGAAAGAAUGUGGUUAAUGGUGGGUGUGGCGCUAUUGGUAGCGGGCGCGGGCGCGGAGUGGCGCUGCCCCGGACUGAGCGCGCGGCCAGCCGCUGAAUGCUCCUGCGAUCUGCCUCACACGUUGCGAUGCGCUGGCGAUCAUACUGCACUACAGAUAAUCGGCCGCCAUCUUCGAGAACAACGUGCUAAGAACAAGAAUACCACGGUGUCACUCCUCGACUGUGCGCUGCGUGGCGUAUCAGCGUUAACUGCUGCAUCAGUCACUGAACUUGCUGGCGUUGGACUGCACGGUCUUGUUAUAUCCUCCGGGGAUAUAAGGAGGGUGCAGGCGGGGGCCUUUAAUAUGGUCGCUGGGACCUUACUAGCCUUAGGUUUACCAAAUAAUCAGUUGCCGUCAGUGCCCACGGAGGCCAUAGCUCAUUUGUCAAUAUUGGAUCGACUGGAUUUGUCUAAUAAUAAGAUACAUGUUUUGGAUCGGACCUCUUUCAAGGGUAUACAGAACUUGACAUACCUGGAUCUAAGUGAUAACCAGCUGACGGACAUCACGCCAGGUGCUUUCAGGCCUUUGGAAAGGCUGGCAGUACUUAAGCUUCGAGGGAACCUCUUAAAGGUGGCAGCACUGGCGUCACUAAAGGAAGCGCACUUUCUACGAGACUUGGACUUAUCAAGCAAUGCCUUAGAAGGUCCGCUGGGCCCAAACACGGUCCCACCGCUGCCGUGUCUGACCAACCUCCAGCUUUCCGACAACACGUUUGCAAGCAUACGACGAGGAGCGUUAUCAGGCCUCACCAAUCUGACGCAUCUGAGUCUACACAACAAUCAAAUCGAUGUUCUAGAAGAUUACGCGUUCCGGCAUCUUCUGAAUUUGACACAUUUGGAUCUGUCUCAUAACGAAAUCGUUGCAGUAUCAGGAUCAUCACUAGCUCAGCUAGUAAACCUGGUUCACCUGGACCUCUCCCACAACUUCCUGCGGUCGCUGUCAGCAGAGCCGCUGAAGGGUCUGCAGCGGCUGUCGGAGCUGAUGCUGCAUGACAAUGAUAUCUCCAUCAUCGACGAUGGCGCGCUGGCGCAGCACCCACAGCUCGCUAGGCUCACUAUCGAAGAUAAUCCACUGAACUGCGAUUGUCUAAUGGCCGGUUACGCCCGUUGGUUACGCGAGGCGAAAAAUCUUUCCCAAGCUGACAAAAGCGCGGCCGUAUGCACCACUCCGCCGCAUUUAGAAGGCGCGCUCAUAUCCCGACUGUCUAAGAACAAGUUGUGUGACGACUUCGAACAUGUUGAGAAGAUCGAAGUGGAUUAUAAGAUUGUGAAUAGUGUUGAUGAUAAAGAUGAGUAUGGAGAUAAGGGGCUGGAUGAUGAUAUGUAUGAUGAUGAAAUGGGCGUGCCGGCGGAGGAAGAUUUAGCGAUUUCAACGGCUAAGGUCUCUCUCCUCGACGCCUGGUUCGAUGACGCAGAGGUCUACCUCUCCUGGUCCGUAGACCCGCCGUCGACUCACCGGUUCAGGUGUACCGGGGUCACAGUGGCGAGAGGAGGAGGUCUACCGAAGCAGGUCGCGUGCCACAGAGCCGCGCCUGCUAAUGUCGUGUUGCGGGGACUGAAGAUUGACCCUGUGGAUCAGUAUACGUUCUGCAUAGCUCUAGAAGAAAUGGACAACAAUGACGCCCCCCUGUCUCUCGUUCUCGGCUGCGGAGCUCCACAGGUGGUCCGAGAACGGGCCCCCUUUGUCACCCCUGUACCAGUGCCUGUCACGCUUCCUGUCACCAGGGAUAACUUGAGGGUAACCGAAGUUCGCUCCAAUGUUACCAGCGACGGACUCCUCACAGUCGUCAUAUCAAUGAUGGGCCUGCCUACUCCUCGCCCGUUCACCCUCCCACGCUCACAGAGACUCUCCUCAACCACAAGACUCCACAACUGCUACGUAGUCUUAGCUGUACUCUCCAGAGGUUCCUUAGUAGCUCAGAAAGACACUCCUUGCCAGCCAACUCUAGAAAUUUCCAUGGAAGGAUUCUUGAGAGGACCUUAUGAGGUGUUCACGAGAUGUCAACUUACGAGGGAGCUGCUUAAGAUUAACUUUCAGAGGACUUUUCUUAGUAAUUGGGUGUGUCUGAUAGAGCAGGAGAGCGAUAGAAACACAGCUGCGUUAGUGACUAAGUCUGCGCGAAGAAAGUAUUAUGGAUUAUUCCAAAUUGGCAGUGAGUGGUGCAAAGAAGGAAAGAAAGGCGGCAAAUGCGACAUCACUUGCGAGGCUUUACUAGACGAUGACAUUAAAGACGAUAGCGCCUGCGCGCUGAAAGUAUUCGAGCAAGAAGGAUUCAAGUACUGGUCUAAAUGGGAAGCUCGGUGCAAGGGUCACGUUCUACCUGAUAUUGAGAAGUAA